This is a messenger RNA of Octopus bimaculoides (California two-spot octopus), 483 nucleotides long. RefSeq lists its product as uncharacterized. The record is from RefSeq and is a predicted model, not a curated record. Gene Ontology annotation, biological process: protein K6-linked ubiquitination. Gene Ontology annotation, cellular component: BRCA1-A complex; BRCA1-BARD1 complex. Lineage: Eukaryota; Metazoa; Mollusca; Cephalopoda; Octopoda; Octopodidae. Gene Ontology annotation, molecular function: protein binding; ubiquitin-protein transferase activity.
AUGCCUGUAUCUGGAAAUUUUCUAUCACAGGACUCUACACUACAAAUAAUCAAUGCUGUAAGUAAUGGAAAUGUUGCAGUCACUCGAAAGUUAUUACGAUCAGGAAUUGAUCCUAAUAUCCGUAAUGAUAAAAAUCAGUCAUUAAUCUGCAUCGCCAGCCGUGCAGGAAAUUUAGCAGUAAUAGACGAACUUCUUCAAAGGGGUGCCAAAGUCAAUUUCGCGUCUACCGAUGGUUGUACGGCUUUACAUGUCGCAACUGAAGCUAAGCAUGAAGAUAUUGUUAAAAGACUUAUCGACGCUGGAGCUUCAACGACAGCAACAACUUUAUCGGGUUUAAAGCCGAUUGACUUAGCGAAAUAUGAAACUUCAAUUUGGUAUGCGCUGAGAAAGGCUGAGAAUGAUGAAAAAGCUAAAUCCGAGGCAGGUUAUGCUCAGACGUCGACCGCCAGAAAUCGAAAUCACACACUCCGUCGAAGCUCGUAG